Paramecium sonneborni is the source of this 400-nucleotide messenger RNA. NCBI's taxonomy places the organism in Eukaryota, Ciliophora, Oligohymenophorea, Peniculida, Parameciidae. The record is from the annotation of a GenBank genome assembly.
AUUUUCAAUUUAAUGGCAACAGGUUUCAAUUUAUAUGUUAUUUAAAGGUGGUCAAAUUUUAAGAUAUAAUGGUGGCACAUGUUAUGCUAUGUGUUAAGAUGUAUUUUCAUGGUACAAUCCAUCAAUUUAAAUUUGUUGGAAGGGAUGUGAUUAUGCUACUGGAAGAGUUAAUGAUCCAGUAUUGAGAUAGGAAGCAGAAGAUAUGUGCAAAAGAUAUACCGCAGAAGCUAUGUGGACUAAAAAAGGAGAAUUAGGUAAAAUAUAUUAAAUAUAUUUUAUUAUUUAGAUAAUAUUGAAGAUCUAAGAAUACAUGCUGAUAUGUUCCCAGAAAACCCAAGAAAUAUUUAUAGAGCAUGCUUAGCAGGUGUUCGUAGAUAAAAAUAUUGAAAUAAUAAAAUAA